AUGCAGACUGCUUCUACAAACAUUUGUGAAAGAAUGGGUUGCUCUCAGGAGCUCAGUGAAUUCAAGCAUCGUACCGUAAUAGGUUGCUACCUGUGCAAUAAGUCCAUUCAUGAAAUUUCUUUCCUACUUAAUAUUCCAUGGUCAACUGUUAAUGGUAUUAUAACAAAGUGGAAGUAACUGGGAACAACAGCAACUCAGCCACGAAGUAGCUAGGUAGUAGGGCGGGGUCAGAGCAUGCUGAAGCACACAGUGUGCAGAAAUUGAAAACUGUCUGCAGAUCGAUAGCUAAAGACCUACAAACUUCGUGUUGGAUUAGCCCACCCAACAGUGCAUAGAGAGCUUCAUUGAAUGGGUUUCCAUGGCCGAGCAGCUGCAUCCAAACCUUACAUCACCAAGUGCAAUGCAAAAUGUCGAAUGCAGUGG
Messenger RNA from Staurois parvus, 423 nucleotides. NCBI's taxonomy places the organism in Eukaryota, Metazoa, Chordata, Amphibia, Anura, Ranidae. The record is from the annotation of a GenBank genome assembly.